This is a messenger RNA of Paramuricea clavata, 14589 nucleotides long. NCBI's taxonomy places the organism in Eukaryota, Metazoa, Cnidaria, Anthozoa, Malacalcyonacea, Plexauridae. The record is from the annotation of a GenBank genome assembly.
GCGAGUUACCGUACUUGUGUUCCCGGAACUUCGACCCGCUGCAGCCUGCAGGUGACGUGGCUAGCUGUUGGGAAGUGAAGACGUGGCGGCCAUUUUGUCUUAUUUAGAAUCCGCUUGCAUCUUCUUGGGUUGUAUUGAUUAAAUGGUUGUGUUACUAAAUAUUUAACAAGAAUAUGAAGUUAGCUUUACUCUCAGUAGUUAUUUUAUCGAUAUGGACUUGUGUUAAAGGAGAUGAACACGAUCAUAAUGUAAGUUUAUUUAUCAAGCGACUUUAUACUUCUCCAGCAACUUCGCACAUUCAAGUGUUUAACACACUUAUUUACUUGAUAUGAAAUAAGAUUUUGCAUAUAGUUUUAAACAACGAAAAUAUCCAACCUUCCGUGAAGUUACAAAAAAUAUUUGGAUGUGUAGUUCAACUGGUUGUCUAUUGUGAAUUUGUGAUUGUACACAGUGCCCUAAACAGCAAGAUGUUCAGGAUGCUGUAAGGCUGUAUUAAUUUGUACUCGUUAUGUCGAUGGUUUAAAUAGUAGUGUUGGAUUGGUUUUAUUGUUAUACAAUCCAUAUAUCUGUGAUAAAAUAUAUAGGUGAUCAACUGUGGUAUUUUACCAGUGACAGUCCAGAGAAUUGUCAAUUUAGUAGACAUGGCAGUCUGGAAUGAUUUAUCAAGAAUAAACGAAAUUAUUAUUAUGAUUAUUUGAGGGUUAGGGAUAUUUGUGAAUAAGCGAGCUCAAAACUGCUGAACCUAUGGCUAUGUCCAUAAAUUGAUGUGGUUUUGAAAUACAUGUCGUUUUGAAAUACACGUCAAUUUUCCAUGCUUGGAGGGAUAUAAAGAAAUCAGUUGUCAAAAUUACUGAAACGUUUUAUUGGCUUUGUAAGGGAAGUUUCAAGUAAUAUAUUUAUGCUACCAAUAAGGUGUAACACAGUCUGUUACAAUUUGUGACAUUGCUUAUCAACCCCCAACCAGGGCAGGAAAAAAGAAUUGGGUCGUUCCAGAAAAGAUGUCCGGAGGGGGAGGGGAGACAAAAUUGUUUCUGAUAAUAAUAAUUUCUCUGUGGGGAGGGUAUGGAUGUUUUCUGGAAUGACCCAUUUUCUUCCUGGGAGAACAACUAGAGACAAAAAUUUCCUGCAGACCAACAGAGUAUUUCUGUGCUAAAUCUGCAUGUGCAUAAACAUAUAGGGUUCUAGCUGACCAUGGUUUUAAAUUUAAGGAAUAAUGUCUGUCUAGGCAUAAAAAAAAAUACUUGUGGUUCCGGUUCCCGACCGACCCUAUUUUUUUCUGCUGACCCUAUUAUUUUUUCAACGCGAUUGACCGUGUGACCCUAUUUUCUCCAGGUGGUUGCGGGCUGCUCAUACAGCGUGCCAAAAUGGUGUUUGUUGUCACACUAAUUAUUGAACCAAAUUGCCUAAAUUCGUCCAUAGGAAAUACACAUCUCUAGUUAAUAUUGAUGUCGGGACAAUACUGCAAAUCGCCUAGCAAAAAACCGCCAAAACCAUGAAAAAAUAUUAAAAAAAAUAAAUUAUUUCCGACCUACCGACCCUAAUUUUUUCACGAUAUGAAACCGGAACCACAGGUAUUUUUUGUUACGCCCUACCAUUAUAUGUUGUUGCGCCAUAGUGGGACAUGAGUGUUAAGGUUUCCUUCAAAUUUUCAAUAGCAAAUCUUCAUUCCAUUGAAUUUCCUGCAGCUGUUUAACAUUUCCUGCUCUCCUAUUUUUCCACCCCUGUCCCCAACAGCGCUACCCAGAUCUGGUUAGUUGAUUCUGAUUGGUUACGACUGAACAUAAUGGAUUCUGAUUGACUUUUAAAACAUAAAUAUCAACAAUGGUUUGACUUUGAGAACUGUCUCUCAGUAGCUCAGUUGGUUAGAGCGCUGCACCGGAAUCUCAGUGCCCCAGGUUUGAUUCCUGCCAGAGGGCCUAUAGUUGCAUUUUUUGGAACUGCUCCUGGUUAGGUCUAAUAAAUGUAUAAAAAUUCCACUCAAAAUUUCCAUCUACGAAAUUCCUUCAACAAUUGUGUAUAACUUGUUCUUUUGCUUGUCAAGUUAGAAAUUGUGUUCUACCAAGCAAGUGUUUCAAUUAAUAAUGCACAAAUAAUGAAUGUUUUUAUUCAUGCAAUGGUAAGAAUAUUUUCAUUCGGUGAAAGAUGGAAUGUUCCAUUCAACGAGGCGACAUAUAGACAGGGUUCGUAGCGGUCUUUGAAAUCCUUGAAAGUCUUUGAAUUUGAAUGCAGGUCUUUAAGGUCUUCGAAAAGUCUUUGAAUUGUGUGAAAAAGCGAAAAAAGUCUUUAAAAUUAAUUCUUUAGUGAGUAUUUGAUUAUACGAUUUCCUAUAGCUAAUAAAAUAGAUUGAUUGAAGAGCAAGGUUUUCGCAAAUAUCGACGAAAAGGUACAUUUUAAGAUGUGAUGUGGCGGGACUAAUCACUGGGCAAAAAUGGUGCUUACGCUCGCAAGUUUUCGACAGCUGAUUGCUCUCAAAGGUCUUUGAAAAGUCUUUGAAAAUAGGCAGAAAAAAUCUUUGAAAGUUUUGGUCUCGGAGACUACGAACCCUGAUAGACUAAUAUUAAAAGAUUUACUGUAAGCUCCCGCCAUUUUGACGAGUCGUAUUUGCAUUAAAUCCCAUUUACUGAGUUUCGAAUAUCGGGUUAAAAUAUACUGUAAUCACCAUACGAUAAGCAUUUUGACGGAUGCGAUUUAUCGAAAACACAAAGAGUGCAAUGGAAUAAAACGUAUAGUACAAUUGCACUUGCAAAGAGUGCAAUGGAACAUAUUCCAUUGCACUCUUGGGAAAUGGAAUUUUCUAUUCAAUAUCACAUGACCAUAUUUAAACAGCCAAUUAAACUAUCAGAAUUCAAUAAGGUAUUAUAUAAUAACCAAUGGACAACUGGGUCUUCGCAAUGGUUUGUAGAUUUACUUGGUAAUAUCUUGGGUAUAGUCAAUUGGUAAGCUGCAUGUAUAGGAAGAUAUCACCUAGGCUGGCUCUUCACAUUAACUGUACAUGUGUUUAUCUUGGACUUUUUGUUUAGUACCAAAAUCAAGAGGAGGUUGUCUUAUGGAUGAACACAGUUGGACCUUACCAUAAUCGCCAAGAAACAUACAAUUACUUUUCAUUGCCAUUUUGCAAAGGAGAAAAAACAACAAUUAGUCAUUACCAUGAAAGUCUUGCUGAUGCAAUACAAGGCGUUGAACUAGAAUUCAGUGGCUUGGAUAUUGCUUUCAAAGGUUUGACCUUCUAACAAAGCACCCUCUUUCUUCAUUGGACAGGAUUAGGAAUAGCUGAUCAAGAAUUGAAAAUUUUAAUAUUUUUUGGAAUUGAACGAUUUCUUAAAAUGUAUAUUGAUAAGAUAUGGAGUGUUUUUACUAUUUAUAAUUUCAUUUUUGUACUAAAAUGAUGUGUCAAUACCUUCAAAAUAGUUUUAAAAUUGGUGAAAAGAACAGCCCCGAUUUUUGUGUUGUGGACAGUAUUUCCACUUGUCAAGAUUCAAAUUUCCUAAAGUUCAAAAUCCUUUUUCCUCUCUAAUUCAAAUCUUAUAUAAAAAAUAAGAAAUAAAAACUUAAAUGUUAAACUCCCUGUUAUGAUUAUCAAUUACAUUAUUACAUAUUACAAUUAUUAAUUACAGUUUCUGAAAACUUUUUACUUUCUCACGUAGUGAAUAAGCCAAGUGCAAAAGUUUGUGAGAUGGAUGUGAAUGAAGAGAAUUUUCAAAGUUUAAAAUAUGCUGUGGAUAACCAUUAUUGGUAUCAGAUGUAUAUUGGUAUGUUUGGUGAUUAUUGUACUGUACUUUCAAUAUGUUUUUUGCAGUUAUAAUUGUAAUAGAAGAUUUCCCUUGUAUUUUUAGAUGAUUUGCCAAUUUGGGGUAAGUGUUACAUGUAUAGUACACAUUUGUUACAUGUACAGUACAUAUUUGUUAUAUUCAAUUGGACUUAUUUAUCAAAAUGGCAAUUUGGUAAAUUUUAUACAGUACAGUGGUCGACUGAUUUGCAAUUUAUUAGGAAAAUUUUGUAUCUUGACACUAUUGAUUAAGUAAUUGUACUCUUAACAAAUUGAUCACAAUGCAUUACUUUAAAUUUGUAAUUUAUGCAACUAAUUAUAAGAUUGAAAUGUUCAUGUGCACAGGUAUUGUUGGAGAAGUUGAUCAGAGUAAAGAUUAUUACAUCUGGACCCACAAGAAAUUUGAAAUUGGUUACAAUGACAAUCAGGUUUGUACUUUAGACAUACAAACUUCAUGUUGUAAUGGUUAUUAAACUAUUUUAACCCAAGUGGUGUUCUCUGAUUGCAAAAUUGUCAGGCAUUACUGUUAGAUAAAGUGACAUAAUGAAAAGGCAGUCCAAAAGUUGAGAUUAUGGCUAGAAAUAGGAAAACUAUGGCUGACAAACUAUUUUCUUUUUAACAGGUCAAAUAAAUUUGUCUGCAAUAUCUAUGUUUUGAACUGCCAAAACGUUCCACUCGGCAAUUGAAUUGAAUUGAAACAAUCAGUAGAAUUUAGCCUGCCAUUUUUUUUUUGACUUGGCAGCUAGUUCAGAAUUAUUUUCGCUUGUCAUAUUUCUGCUUUUGGCCAUUGGCUGGCCGCUAUUUUGAGCCUUGGUAUUGUACUGUUUAUAUUUAUUAGUAGUCUUGGUAUUUAGCUUUCUCUCUUUCCGAUGAAAUAUUUCACAUUGUAAAUAUGUCAAUAAAGUUUCAUAUAUGUAAAUAAAGUCAUUUGUGGUGCCAGCUUAAUCGAACUCACCCCAAAAAAGCGAUGUCAGGAACAAAUCUACCGUAGACUCGAGGUCCACUGUGUGCCAAUAGCCUUUCUAACCAUGACGAAAACUUCCAGGGAGUGUACCCCCACUAUUGAGAAUUUUAUUGUUCUUAUUUGCUCAGAGUUACCUAAACUUGCUAAAUAGAGGUGACAAACACUGGCCUCAAUCAAACCGGAAAUAUCACGGUCGCGAUCGCGUGUGCGCGCCUUGACUACUCGAGACGCGCCUUUUAACGCGCGCCUCGUGUGUUUUAAGAGUACGAAAUUGCGCGUCUGUUUUUUUUAUUCUAAAUGAAUUUUUGCCGGAAUAUUUAAAAUCCUCGCCAUUUAGACUAGUUAUAAAAGAAUGACUGAUUUAAUGCUGAUCAAAGGAAAUGAUAACUGCUGGUCGGGCAUAUUAAGGAGAAUCUUCAACGUUCAUUAGAAUUUUACAAGGAGAAAAGACGCAAAGUCAAACUCGACAGCAACACCGUGGAUAAAGAAACGUUGUUAAAAAAGCGUAGAAUUGAGAACGACGCCAUUGACGACAACGAUGAUUCGUUAAGCUAGUCGGAAAGCGAUGUUUAGAUUUUUAUUGAUGUUUAAAGUACGAUGACUUUGAAAAUAUCGUAAAUACACGUAUUCACUGGUACAAACAUUUUAUAUAGUACCUAUACUAAUUUCGUCUAAAAUCUAAUGUUAAAAUUGUUUUGUUCUACAUAAAUUUUCAAUCAAUUUUGUGAAUGUUCUUGUCUGUAUAGCCAAUAAGCGUAAUUUUUACCGCUUUUUUAAUCGCGUGCCUGGCGUUAAUAUGGCGCGCGCCUGCUCAAAUACUUACAGCCAGGCCUGUCGCUCAUCUCUCUACUUGACGACAUCUGCACAGCCAAUGAUACCAUAAUGUACUGUAGUUCACCUGGCAAUGUCAGAUCUUCCAAGCCGAACCGUCCGGCAAAAUUAUAUCCCCUCUGUAACAGCAACCGUGUUUCAAGUGAAUACACUUUUGUCCCAGUUCAAAACCGAAACUGAAAGUAUGUGUAAAAAGCCAGGUAGAUUGCCGCAAUCUUGGAUGAUAUCUCCAAGUCUGAGUACAGAUCCAACGUGGCGAUCCAACACGUUUGACCAAACCUGAAGACCGCGAGCUCAUUUUCAGUCAAGAAGUGUACCGCAGUCCCAUACGUAAAUAGAUAUGUUUUCCCCAUCACCCAGUGCGUAUAACAAUCAACAGUGGAGUUACGGAUAACAUAUUGUAAUCCGUCAUAUUGACUAUUCAGCGUCAAUUCCCUUUCAGUUCCCAGUCAAUCCACCAAGCAGAAUGCAGAUGGUUCAUUCACUUCUUCGCGUCUUUGGCGAGACACGUUUGUCAUUUCACCGUGAUGUCGAGGAGAUCAUCUUCGAGGCAGGGCCGCCGAGAGGUUGGCGGGGGCCCGGGGCAAAAUUUUUUGGGGGGCCCGGCGCCAAAAAAUUUUCGGUCAGUGUACCAUUUUAGGGGUAAAAAAAUUUUUUCAGGAGUAAAAAAAUUUUCCGGACGAGUACGUUCCAAUUGCUUUACAGGGACUUUAUCUCAUUUUUUUAUGCCAAAUUUCGGUACUUAGCCCAAGAAAACAGAUAUCUUGUCCUUUGCGCGGAAAUAUUUAACACACAAAAAAGACUGGGGCCCAACAAAAAUUUUUCAGUGGCCCCCAGCACCUUGGGGCCCGGGGCAAUUUGCCCCCCUUCUCUGCGGCCCUGUUUCGAGGGCCUGGCCAUCGACGAUCUUAACGUAGUUGCAUUAACAAGUGCGCCCUUUAUAGAAACCAACCACAUUGCAUUGCGUGAUGGAUGUCAGCGGCCUUCCAACAACAAGCAUAGCAACACGUUGUGCACUUGUACUCCGGGUUUCUAGCUCCCCCAUCUACGACGGUGUGAUGUUGAGAGUUUAAAAUUGAGAUCGAACUCCCAAGUGAUACCUUGGAACCUCUUUGUUACCACAGCCCGCCAGUUGCCUCUUGAACUUCAGGCGGAGUUUGACGAACUUGAACCACAUGCGUUUUAAACGUCCAGAAAAUGUUAAUGAUUUUCAUAAAGGAACCCCUCGUAAAGAAACCAACUGGAAAGUCUGGUCUCAAGUCGACUUCAUAUUGUCCAAAGAAACGCCUAACUGCAACUGAUUUGACGAGCGCCUUUUAACGAAUUCCACGUGCACAUGAUUCCAUUUGAAGUAUUUCGGGACUGCCACACCAUUUCUUGGUAUAAGAUAGUACAUGCAGUCUGGAAUGUAUGCCAGGAGCCGGUUGUUCAAAGGUCGGUUAGCGCUAACCCAGGGUUAAAAUUUAACCCGCUGUUUUAGUUUGCAUAUUUCUGCAUGUCUAUUUAUUUUAAAAUGUCAGAAAUGAAAACUCCUAUUUAUCCAGACAUGAUUUGUGAACAAAUAUUUCCAAACUUAAAAAGAAGCUGUUAGGAAGGCUUCGUACUUUGAAUUUUAAGUUAACCUAGGGUUAAGCUAAUCGGCUUUUGAACAACCAGCCCCAGGUUCCGAAACUGCACUCGGCGAACUCGUGUGCCCAAUGUUUUGCCACCUGUUAGAAGAGGUUAUCGUUGCCAAAAUCGCGGGCAACGUAUACCGCGAAGGGAACGCCACACAAAAACGUCUACACACAUGGAUGAAAAUUUUACAAACCAUGCACAAGUCUGACCAACCCUCUCCACACGAAAGACGUGAUCAACCAACAGUGGCUCAGUCUAAAAGAAUAUUAGAAUGGAUAUGGAACUCUGGUACGAUAAGAGAAGCUCUCUUCACUUGUACUGCUCACACCAUCAUGUUACUGAAACGGUGAAACUCGAAGACCAGAUGUGGAGAGUGACUAAUGGAGCAUUCCUUUAAGCCGGUUUUCUACUAGCGAAUUUUUUCGUGCGAAGCGACCUUUUUCCUUUGUCGGUAUCACUUAUUACGUCAGCAAGACGUGGCAAAAUGGAUGCCGACAAAGGAAAAAGGUCGCCGUAUGGUCAGCCGUCAUAAGAAUUGACCAUUAUGGAGUGACUAUAUGGACUGAGCAUAGCGCCUGGAUUUAUUUCCUUUGCAGAUGAUCAACUUCUCAAACAUCACAGAGAUAGACAAUGUUAAGAAUUCCAAUUAAAAAAAAAAGAUUGGCAGAGAGAGAGAGAGAGCAGUACAUUACGUGAUCAGCGAACUACUCCGUCACGAUCCAAAUGGUGGCCCAGAAUUCUCCGCUUGCCGUAGCGACGACGACAGCCAAUCUAAACGCGCGUAUUCGCUCACGAGGUCUUUCCGCCAGCGAAAUGUAAACGCCGCAUGGCCCGCAUCCUUCUUUCUUUAUAACGUCCGUAGUUUUUGCUCAUGACUGUUUUUUAUUCCUUUUCCCGUACUGGAUUAAGCUCAAGUUUACAAUUAACCUCACCUCAAACAAAACCAAGAAUGGAUGACGAACCUCUCCCACGGUGAGAAAUCAAGAAGCACCCGUCGCAUUUAUUCUGAUCACAAGACUACAGCCAUUGUCGUCGAACUAAGCUGUGCCUUUUGCAACGCCCAAAAAUGUGUUGGAUUUCAUCAGAACUCGCAAGCUCUCAUCAUCCUUCUGCAAUGAACAAUGAAGAUGCAACAGUCAACCCACUCGCACCAAUCCAUGCAGCCAUACUACCGCAAGCUCCACCAACCAUGCCUAGCGUGAUUUCUCAGAAGCUUCCAUCCACUCAAGAAGUUUCACACUGUAACCAGGUCAAUGUCAGUAACAACGAGCAGGGCAAUACCGAAAAUCCCCACAUACUGGGAAUUAUUCAACCUUCCCUCCGUUACCGUCCCUUCCGAACGUUACACGGGGUUUGCGGUAUCACAAUACCAAUAAGAACAUGCACCUGCCAGUUACUGAAACUGACGGUGAUUAUAACGUAUUGCCCGCCUUCACUCGCGUAAACAUUUUUAAUUGUAAGAAAAAUAAAGUCAUUUCCAUUCUUUGAUUGUGUGUUUUACCGACUGCUUUCUACCUAACUGGCUAUGAAUCAUGUAAUUUUAGUGAUUUGGAAAUAUAUUAUAAAAACAUAUUUUGAUGUUUUUAGAUAGUCGAUGUGAACUUGACCAGUGAGACAAAAGCCAAACUUACGGUUGGGAGUAAAAUGAUGUUUACUUACGAGGUUCGUACUGGUACACUUAAUGCUACUCAUAUAUACCAAGAUGACUGUGUAAUGUAUUUUUCUUACAUGUAAACUACGUGAAGCGUUCCUCUUUUGCGUUUCUAAAUUGAUUGUAAUUUUUCUCAUUACCUUUGCAAUUUAGAAAACUCCCUUGCAAAUCACUUGAGGGAAUUUGCAAUGUUGCUAAAAGCCGAAUAAAUUUUCCUCAGUUCCUGUUAGAAGUUCUUCACUUCCCGUUACAAGUUCCUAACUUCCUGUUCUGUUCUGCGUUGCAAUUGGCUAACAAAAAUAAUCCACCAAUGACAACGCUCAGAACAGAACAGGAAGUCAGGAAAUUAAAACAGGAAGUUAGGAAAAUUUAAAAAUGUUUCUUUCAUUGGAAUAUUGCAACAGCUGAUAGGAACAUUGCAAAUUCCCUCAAGGGAUUUGCAAAGAGUUUUUCAAAUUUGCAAAGCUAAUGAGGAAAAUUCCAAAUGAGUUAGGAAGUCAAAAGAGGAACGCUUCACGUAGUUUACCUGUAAUUAAUGCGCCAUUUUAUUUAACAAUUUUAUAUAUUUUACACAUGAACAAGCCAAUUGCCCAAUUCUAUACAUGGUUGUAUUUGUGACAUUAAUACUGCGUACAUUUAAGACAGGUUCCAUUCAGCCAUAACUGUUGUGACAAAGUCAUGUUCGACGAUGUGAAAUAUAGACAUUGAAGGUGGACUUGAAUGACUUAGAUUCUUGCACUUCACUUGGUGGAAUUAAUAUUAGACCCUAACAACUUGGUGGAAUUAAUAUUAAACCCUAACAUCCUAAUAGACAUUGAAGGAACUAGAAUGAGUUCCAAAAUAUCACCUACUCGAACCGACUUGACCUCGUAGCUCAGUUGGUAGAGCGUUGAACUACCAAGCUAAAUGUCGCGGGUUCGAUUUCCACCGCGGGCAAGUUACUUUUCAGCUUGCCCGGAGAGGACACUCUCAGAGUAAGACAACAGCAACACUUGAGUUCAACACCACAACCAGCAGAUGUGAAAUAUACACCAGUAUGUAGUCUGGAUGCAUAAUUUGCAUUUUUAUGUGUGUUGUACUGGCCCGUACAGUACAUGUAUCCAAAUCUGUCUCGUAUUAUAUCGACUACCUUGACAUGUCCACGACAGUUGCGACUAAAUAGAAACUCAGACUUAAGAGCACACAACAUUCACAUUGUGUUUGAGAUAACCAUAAAAGUAAUGUACAGCUUCAGUUCAUUUUCAUUAAAUUGUUCAUUCUUCAAUACCAGGUGACAUGGAAGCCUUCGACUACUCUUUUCAGCAAGCGAUAUGACAAGUACCUUGAUCCAAAUUUCUUUCAACACAGAGUAAGAUAAAGUUUACUUCAUUGUAUUUAAUCACUAAAGGUUUUAAUAAGGCACUAGGAAUGGUAUUAGUAUGUAUUUUCUAAAUGGGUAGUUUACCAAACGUUGUAAUUUGCUCUGGUUUUGAAUAUUUAUGUGUUUUUAGAUCCAUUGGUUUUCAAUCUUUAAUUCAUUUAUGAUGGUUAUCUUCCUGGUUGGUUUAGUCAGUAUGAUCUUAAUGCGUACUUUGAGAAAAGAUUACGCUCGAUACAGUAAAGAAGAUGAUUUAGAUGAUAUGGUACGUAACUGUGAUGUUAGUCUAUCUGGCAUUUUGUAAUUUAGUCCCAUGCAUGAUCUGGUGUACAAUUGGUGUUUACCAGAUCAGAUGGUGUAUAAAUUAGCGUGAGGCGGUUUCUACAAAAAACCGAAAACUGACCAAACCCCCCCCCCCCCCAAAAAAGUGAACUGGGUUUUUAUAAAAAUACGUUCGAAAAUCGAAACUACGGUAAAAAAAGACACAACACGCUACUCAGUACUCACGCAAGAUAUAAAACGUAAGGUAUUUUGAAGACGUUAUCAAAUUUCAAACAAAAUCUCUUUACGUUUUCGUGUGUACAGUGUAAAUGCCAAAACUUGAUUCAUUUGCAACAAACUCGUAUAAGUAUGGUUCGAUUUUAGUAAAAUACCGAUUUUUCCUCGUUUUUUUCGGUUUUUCUCCAAAAGUAACAUCGAGUAUUUCGGUUUUCAAAAAACAUCGGUUUUUUCGGUUUACCGAAUGUAUAAAUAAACAUUCCAUUGCUUUACCAGACCAUAGAAGUCAAUAAUAUCCAUGCAUGAUACGUUUCCUGUCCAAUUUCGUGUUGAAGAACACCAUGGAUAUACUAUAUGAUAACAUGAAGUAUCUUUGUAUCAUAUGUCUCCUGGAAAGUGUACUUUAGCGGCAAUGGUUUGGAGCAAGUGCACUUUAUUGGACCCCCUGUGUAAAUAACGUCUUCGUGUACUCGUUAACGCCCCGUUGUCAGAUGAAUUCGGAACCGUCUCGUGAUUAAUCCAGUUCCGUGUGAACAUGUGGAACCGGACGAAUUUUUAAGUUCAGUUCCAAUUUCAUCCAACCCCGUGGGAAAUCCGAAAUGCGUACAUUCUAAUUGUAUUCACAUAUACUAUCUAUUAUGAUGCAUUUCACAGUAAAAACAAAGCAGUACUGGUAGGGACAAUGUGCCAUUAUCAGGGUGUUAGCUACAGUCAAAAAUUCCGCGUUAAACGCGGUUUUCCCAAUUACCUUGAGGUCGCAAUUUCCCAAUUUGGGUCAGCCAAAAAAUAGCAUAAAAAUUGAAUUAUUUUUUUCACAAGAUCUGACAAUAAACCAGUACCGUAUCUUGCCGUCCAUCUUGCCGUCGCCCAAAAAAAAUUUUUCCGAGAAAAAAUUUUAAAAUAAAUUUCCCAAUUUCAGGUAAACGCGGAUUUUUUUUUACUUCUGGCUAACGCCCUGAUUAUGUUGUUUGUUGAGUAGACUGCAUGUAUUUCUUCAACAGGAACGUGAUUUGGGAGAUGAAUAUGGUUGGAAACAAGUGCAUGGUGAUGUUUUCCGUUCAGCAUCCUACCCAUUAUUGUUCUCCUCUCUGGUUGGCUCUGGUUAUCAACUGGCUGUUGUUGGAUUUCUUGUCAUCGUUAUGUCUAUCAUUGGUGAUCUUUACACAGAGUAUGUAACCAUUUCACACUAUUUGUCUCUGAUGACAUGUUCCUUGGUUCGACACAGACUCAGGCCUUAAAUUAUCGGUCGGUCACGGACAUUGUCCGACUCAUUCGUGAAAUUGUCCGACGUAUAGAGGAAACUAGGGAUGAGCCGAUAAGGAAAAUUGCCGAUUACUGAGGCCGAUUAUUUAUAAGCCGAUUAUUGUAACUAAUCGGCCGAUUAAUCGAUACCCACCGAUUAUUUUAAAAAGCAAGCGAAAAAUCACAAGAUGACCAACAAUGAAGUUGUAAAUGCGGUUUUAUUGUUUACAAUACACACUUUGUAUAAUUAAAAACAGCUUCAGUCUCGCAUGUCAAUAGUCAAAGUUUAGUUUUGGCAGAUUAUGGUGUAAAAACAAGACAUUGUCAGCCAUGCGGAGCUAGUCUGCUGCGUUUUUUUAGUGGAAAUGUUCCCAGCUUCACUUUGCUUGAGACAAAAGACACAGGUUGUAUUCAGUAUUUUAGCAUGUGAUUGGCAGCUGCAGAAAAAGUCUUAUGGCCGAUUAUCAGGCAAUAAUCGGCCGAUUACCGAUUAUUUAGAAAACGGCCGAUUAUUUACCAAUUAAUCGGGUCAUCCCUAGAGGAAACCACCGGACAUUCUGUCCGACCAAAGUGAAACUGAGGUUUAUUGUUUGUCCGACCUGAGUGUAUUGGUGUCAGACCGAACUGUAGCUUUGUCCGACGUAAAUCAAAAUGUACCCUAACCCAGGGCUAGAGGGUUGUAUGUUAAAUGGAAAAUCAGAGUACUGUUGUAUAAAAGGUGAACUGCAUGGAAAUGUUGUUUUAACGUAGUCGAGCGCGGGCUUGGAAAUAAGUAUGAAAGAAACAAAUUAUUUACUAUUUUUACAAUAUUUACUGUUUAGAAUUAAUACAUUGUGCUGAUAUUCAUUUGUGUCAUUCAGACUUAUUUCCGAGUCAAAACUGAACUGAAGGUCAUCGGACAUAUGUCCGACCCAAACUCGACGUCAUCGGACAUUUUGUCAGACGGCCCUCUGUAAAAGAUAUUUUAAGGCCUGCACAGAAAAUUGUCGCAUUAACGUCAUACUGAAUCGAGCAUUUAUGCGAUUAACUGGCCAGAAUCUCGAAGGUACAGGCCAACUCCAAAAAUCGUGUGGGUGUAGUGAAGGUACAUGUACUGGCUGGAGUAACUGGUCUGGAGUUACUGCACGGCUGGCAACUCGAAAAUCCGUGACUAUACCUCCACAACUUUUUUCUAAUCCUUAUUUUUUCUUACAGACGUGGAUCGAUAUUGACGACCUCCAUAUUUGUUUAUGCCGCCACAGCUCCGGUGAAUGGAUACUUUGGAGGAUCAUUAUAUUCCAGGCAAAGUGGUAGGAAUUUACUACGAAUGAUACCAAUGUGUGUUGAUGACGAAACUUUUGCUUCGUUUUCCAUUCAUGAUAUUUUUGCCACUAAUCUCAUGGACUAUGAGAUCAGUGACUACAGCGCCCAUAUUUUUAACGCCCAUCAAUGAGUCUGCAGACUCUAAACGUUUAGCGUACAGAUAUUGAUAGCUUUGAAUUUUUACUUUCUAUUCUCGUUAAACAAAAAGUACCUUUCAUUGUCUAAAUAAUCAUCUAAUUCACCUUUAACAUUCCAUCCUUGAAAACGAAAUUACUGUAGAACAGUCUCAUUGCACCGAAAAUUCCAAAUACCAGUGUCUUUUAUGAAGCAAGUACAAAGUGUACAGAAUUAGCCUUUCUCACGCCGCCAUUUUUGGGUGGCAUUUCAGCCGAAGUCUGCGAGAAAAGUCCACAUAACAGCCCACAUAAUUUUUUGGACGAAAAGUCCACAUAAUUUUUUGGACGAAUGAUGUUAAAUUUGCUUUGUAAAUAGUUAGUUUAUUUUCAAAAUUAGGUUCUUUUAAUUGUCUGCAUUGGUUAAUGAGAAUUAGAUGCCAUCCAAAAAUGGCGGAUGUUCGUCAUCGUGAGAAAGGCUAUAAUUGGAAAAAAACAUUGGGGCCGGUUGUAUAAAAAAGUGUGGAAAAGUUGUGGAAAAGUUAAGCAAUCGGAAUCGUGCAUUUUAUAGUGAACUACGAAACGGGCUGUUAUUAUAAAACGUAGUUUCGUGUUUUAUAUGCAACAGGCCCCUGGAGUGUAAAUUACAUGCCAUUAUUAAAAGUGAAGUCUAAACUACUGUGGAUACUUUAUUUAGCUCUUUAUACUUGAAUGAAUAUUUUUAGGUAAAGGAUGGAUAAAACAAAUGCUUUUCAGUACUGCAUUAUUCCCUUCAAUGAUUUGUGGAACAGCGUUCUUGAUAAAUUUUGUUGCUAUUUAUUACCGUGCAUCAAGGGCGAUUCCUUUCACGUCCAUGGUAAGUAAAUGUUAUUGGAAUUUCAAUUUGUUUCCUCUGUAUUAGGAUCUUAGUAAAAUGUGGUUGUAUUAUCGAAGUUUUUUUGUACUGUAGAAGUUAGGGGGCUAGUAUUCCAACUUUAGGUCGUAGGUUCGAUUCCCACCGUGGCCAGGCAUAUUUUUCAAGCCUGCCCGGUGUGGAUAUACACUCCGAGUAACAUCACAAGCAUCACUGUAGAAGUUAGUUAAUAUUAAUUGUAUGUUUUAUCUAGCUCUCGGUCGCAGCUAUAUGUUUGUUUGUUAUUCUUCCGUUAAAUCUUGUUGGUACUGUCCUGGGUCGUAACAUGGCUGGUACACCUGAUUAUCCAUGCCGGAUAAACACCGUGCCGCGGCCAAUUCCCGAGAAGAAAUGGU